CCCAAUCCCCAAUCAGCCAAUUAAUCAAAUCAUGGGAACCCUAUUGGGCCAUGUCGCCCCCGGAUUCGGCUUCCUCUUCAUCGGCAUAUGGCACCUCUUCAACCACAUUAAACUCUUCUCUCUCCACCCCAAAUCAUACCGCUCCCUGCUCUGGUUCCCCUUCCCCAAGCUCCGCCACCUCGAACUCCUCUUCAUCUCCCUCGCCUGCUCCGUCUCCAUCACCAUGGAACUCUUCAUCGGUACCGAACGCCAUCAACCCCUCGACCCCGAUCUAACCAUCCCCUCCAACCAUCUCCACAACUUCGAACAUUCUUCCAUCUCCCUCACCUUUCUACUCUACUCUCUCUUCGCCCUAAUCUUCGAUUCGGCCCGAUCCCCCCGCCCUGCUGCCGAGCCGCUCACAAUCCUAGCCGCCUCUGCCGCCUUCGCCCAGCAGCUCUUCCUCUUCCACCUCCAUUCCUCCGACCACAUGGGGGUGGAAGGGCAGUAUCAUUCACUCCUCCAGCUCGUAGUAGCCGUCUCGCUUAUCACCACCAUCAUGGGCAUCAGCCACCCGUGUAGCUUCGCGGUAGGGUUUGUCAGAUCGGCGAGUAUUGCUUUGCAGGGGAUUUGGUUUGUGGUGAUGGGAUUCGCGUUGUGGACGCCGGGGCUGAUCGCCAGAGGUUGUUUCAUUAAUGAAGAGGAAGGACACACGGUGGUUCGGUGCGGGAGCGAGGAAGCGCUGCACAGAGCAAAAUCAUUGGUGAAUAUUGAGUUCAGUUUGAUUCUUGCCGUCUUUGUGGCUUCUUCGAUGGUGUUUUAUCUUGUUUUGAGCCGGAAGUAUGCGGAGGAGGCCGGAGGGGAUGAUGAUGACUCGAAGGAUGUCGAUUUGGAGUCGGAGAAGAGGAGCUUUGUUGCCUUGGAGAAGGGGAUGAGGAACAGUGAGCUUCAGAGGUAAAAUGGUAUGUUUGGAUUUGUCGCUUAA
Phalaenopsis equestris is the source of this 964-nucleotide messenger RNA. RefSeq names its product transmembrane protein 45B-like. Bases 32 to 937 code for a protein of 301 amino acids. The transcript has a single exon. NCBI's taxonomy places the organism in Eukaryota, Viridiplantae, Streptophyta, Magnoliopsida, Asparagales, Orchidaceae. The record is from RefSeq and is a predicted model, not a curated record.